CCAGAUAGGAUCGGAUGGCUUGGCGCACAGUGCUCCUGCUGCUGGCGGCCGCCCUGGCCCCGACUCAGACCUGUGCGGCCAUGUCCCGGCCUGGCCUCGGGGAGCCCCGGUUCAUCGCUGUUGGCUACGUGGACGACACGCAGUUCGUGAGCUUCGACAGCGCCGCGGAGAAUCCGAGGAUGGAGCCGCGCGCGCCAUGGAUGGAGCAGGAGGAGCCUGAGUAUUGGGAGCGGGAGACACGGAUCGCCAAGAACACGGAGCAGAUUUCUCGAGUGAACCUGAGGACUCUGAGCGGCUACUACAACCAGAGCGAGGGCGGCUCUCACACUUACCAGCGGAUGUCUGGCUGUGAUGUGGGGUCCGACCGGCGCCUCCUCCGUGGGUACUGGCAGUAUGCAUACGACGGCCAGGAUUACAUCGCCCUGAAUGAAGACCUGAAAACGUGGACGACAGCAGACAUAACAGCUCAGAUUACCAAACAAAAACUGGAGCAGGCUGGUGCUGCAGAAAGAGAGAGGGCCUACCUGGAGGGCGAGUGCGUGGAGUGGCUCCGCAGAUACCUGGAGCUCGGGAAUGCGACGCUGCUGCGCACAGGUGCAGGGGCCGCGGGCAGCUCCUCCCUCUGCCCUCGGGCUGGGGCUCAGUCCUGGGGAAGAAGAAACCCUCAGCUGGGGUGA
Messenger RNA from Mus caroli (Ryukyu mouse), 677 nucleotides. The record is from RefSeq and is a predicted model, not a curated record. Lineage: Eukaryota; Metazoa; Chordata; Mammalia; Rodentia; Muridae.